AUGAAGAAAUAUUCCUGAUUUGAGUCCAAGUGAGUCAAUGUUAACUUUUCCUUCUAACUUAGUGUGGAAGUAAUUCAAAAUCGGCCUCAAAUUAGGAGUUUUGGUCUACAAAUUUAUUGUCAUCCUCUCACAAAUCCGCACCUGAAUCGAUAUUUUUGCUCUUAAUUAAUCUCUUUUCUUGUGAGUUCCGAUUUGUAACUGUUUUUAUCUUUGUCGAUUUCGGUACUCUGACUAACAUGGGCGACAGCCAGAAUUCUAGUGAGAAAAAUACGUUCCUUAAGGAUUACAGCGCCGAAGAACUUCGAAUUGCUUCCGAGUUCUUGUCCAAUUGGCUGCCGUUUCUCUCCCGUGGAUUCUGUAAUAGCUGUGCUGAAAUACUUUCUGAUCGUGUCCGAUCCCUCAACCCAGAAACUGAUGGUGAAGUAGAACCUGGUAAAAAAGAAGGGAAGUUUGCAGUUUCGUCUAUCAUGGAUCUGACUAGAAGUAAAGAGGAUUGUGAUUGUUCAGUUAAGAGUUGGAAAGAUAGUGUGAAUCAUAAUGAUAACACAGAUAAAAAUUCAUUGGGAAGCUGGAAAGAUGAGGCAGAUAGGUUGUCAGAGCCAGCUGCUGAUGCCUCGUCAAAUAGUGAAUCAUCGAACUUGUUAGCACCUCUUGCAAGCUCAAAAGUGAAAAUGUCCUGGGCUGAUAUGGCUCAAGAGGAUGAGUUGGACACAGGGGAAGAGAACGGGAGUAGUACGUUUGUUAGUGUGCAAGAGGGAAUGACACUGGAGGAAGCUAAGACAAAUCCGGGGUUAUCAAGGGAGCAAAGAGAGCACAUUCGUUUCCGCUACGUGAGGAGGAAGAAGAAUUUUAUAUGUUUUGAAAGAAUUAAUGGGAAAUUCGUGAACAUUCUAGAUGGCCUGGAGUUACAUACACGUGUCUUCAGUUCUGCAGAACAAAGCAGGAUUGUUAAGUAUGUUGAGGAGCUUCAAGAGAUGGGGAGGAACGGGAAGCUGAAAGAGCACACCUACUCUGCAUCACAGAAGUGGAUGGGGGGAAAUGGAUGCAUCACUCUUCAAUUUGGUUGCUGUUACAAUAAUGCAGUAGAUAAAAAUGGCAAUACACCCGGCAUCCUCAAGAAUGAAAUGGUUGAUCCUUUACCUCAACUUUUUAAGGUUAUGAUCAAAAGGCUCAUUUUGUGGCAUGUUCUACCUCCAUCUUGUGUUCCUGAUAGCUGUAUCGUCAACAUUUAUGAAGAGGGAGAUUGUAUACUGCCUCACAUUGAGAACCAUGAUUUCGUUCGACCUUUUUGUACCAUCUCAUUCCUUAGUGAGUGUGAUAUACUUUUCGGAUCAAACUUGAAAACAGAGGGUCCUGGGGACUGCGCUGGUGGUUUUGCAAUUUUUCUGCCAGUCGGAUCUGUUCUUGUCUUAAAUGGAAAUGGAGCUGACGUGGCUAAGCACUGUGUUCCGGCUGUUCCGACAAGAAGGAUAUUGAUUACCUUUAGGAAAAUGGACGAAUCUAAACAGCCCAUCGGAUAUGUCCCUGAAUCUGAUCUACAAGGGCUUCAGCCAUUGCCUUACGAAGCCGACACAUCAAAGAAUCACAAUACUUCAAAACAGAAGCAUUUUUCGAAAAACCAAGCAGCUGGAAGAGAGGAGAAGAUGGGCAGAGGAAGGUACUCGAAUGCCCAUUAUUCAGGUCAAAGCAGACAAGGUCCUGUGAACAGGCCAAUGGAAAUGGUUAAUUUGGAAAAGUGAAUUUGAGUAUGCUAAGGGAAAUUGUAGACUGAUAUAUAUUCUUUUAUGAUUUAAGGCCUUCAAUUCUUUUAGGACUAUGAUAUUUUUAUACCUGUACCAUUUUGGGUAUAAUGGCCGUAAUGUAGAGUUAUAUUUCUAUAUGGAAACAGUAAGUGGAUGGGUUUUAUGCUUUGUAUAUUGUGCUUGAGUUUGAGUCUGGAUUGAAUUUUGUUUCUGGUUGUAGAUUGAAUUCGUUUUGGUUUGUGAUUUGAGUUUAACUUCAAUUUUGCUUCUUUGAAGUACUGCUCAUCUGUAAGUGCGCUUGAUUCCAAGAUUGUGCUACAUUUGUUUGCGUGAUUUGAUCAUGCA
Molecule: messenger RNA, 2087 nt
Organism: Olea europaea var. sylvestris
Lineage: Eukaryota; Viridiplantae; Streptophyta; Magnoliopsida; Lamiales; Oleaceae
Exons: 6
Coding region: 237-1739 (500 amino acids)
Biological process (GO): mRNA catabolic process
Molecular function (GO): mRNA binding; demethylase activity
Source: RefSeq, a predicted model, not a curated record